Molecule: messenger RNA, 1642 nt
Organism: Anguilla rostrata (American eel)
Lineage: Eukaryota; Metazoa; Chordata; Actinopteri; Anguilliformes; Anguillidae
Product: olfactory receptor 2A12-like
Exons: 2
Coding region: 82-1086 (334 amino acids)
Biological process (GO): G protein-coupled receptor signaling pathway
Cellular component (GO): membrane
Molecular function (GO): olfactory receptor activity; G protein-coupled receptor activity
Source: RefSeq, a predicted model, not a curated record
CACAAAAGAAAUAGCAGACUGAACUGGUCACUGAAUGUGAGAAGAGAGCUGUUCAGUAUUAUAGCUUAUCGGCAUUUCAGAAUGGAACGGACGAACCAGACCCAGAUCCAGAUCCAGACCCAGACCCAGACCCAGACCCAGACCACAGUAAAGGAGUUCUUCAUUGUGGGCUUCCCAGGGCUCCGCCCAGAGUACUAUAACCUGAUGGCCGCCAUCUUCUUCCUGAUUUACGUCACCACGGUGGUGGGGAACUCCCUCCUGGUGACGCUGUUCUUCACCGAGCGCCGGCUACAGAAGCCCAUGUACAUCAUCAUGGUGAGCCUGGCCCUGUCCGACAUCGGCCUGUGCACCGUAGCCCUGCCCAAAGCCAUCAGCCGCUACUGGCUAGACGACGCCAUCAUCUCCUUCGAGGUCUGCUUCUUCCAGUCCUUCCUGAUCCACUACUUUGAGACGCUCAGCUCGCUGACCAUGCUGAUCAUGUCGCUGGACCGCUUCCUGGCCAUCUGCUUCCCGCUGCGCUACCCGACGCUCAUGACCAACCGCACCAUGGGGGCGGUCAUCGCCUUCUCCUGGCUGUUCGCCGCGGUGUCGCCGGGCAUAUCCGUGGGCCGCGUCUCCCAGAUGCCCUUCUGCGGGCCCGACCGGGUCCUCCACUGCUACUGCGACAACCUGUCCACCACGCCGCUGGUGUGCGCCGACACCGAGAGGCUCCACCGCCUGUCCGUGUUCCUGGUGCCGCUCAGCUUCAUCGUGCUGUCCUACGUCAGCAUCAUCAUGGCGGUGCUGAAGAUAGCCGACGGCCCGGGCCGCCACAAGACCUUCUCCACCUGCGCCACGCAGCUGUGCCUCAUCGGCAUAUAUUACCUGCCCCGCUUCGUCAUCUACCUGUGCUGCCUGACCUCCUUCGUGUUGCUUCAACCGAACGUGCGGAUCACCCUCACCCUCUUCUAUAGCCUGUUCCCGCCCCUAGUUAACCCGCUCAUAUACUGCUACAGGACCAAGGAGAUCAAGGAGAUUCUAAACAAAUGGGGUUUUCCAGGAAACCACGUCAGUCCGAAACCUAUGCUCGAGACUGCUUUCAAGUGAAACAGGCAGUUUGAUCCAAAAUAUCAAUUCUGACAACACAAACUGUAGAACCGAAUUAAACCAAUGCUUGUUCCUCAAAUCUGUCUUACAUAUGUGUGUGUGUGUGUGUGUGUGUUGUUAACAAAUACCUUUUUUUGAGUUCAUUUUGAUGAUUGUUGAACUGGCAUAGACUGACAUAGACAUAAAUGUUCAUUCUUCAUUCUGAUUUAUUAAAUAAAUAACAUUUAUUAAAAACAUGGUUACAUACAUACAUUAAGCCAUAUUUUAGCAUUUAAAAUACAACUUAAUGCAAGUUUGCAUAAUUUUGAAGAAGAAAAAACAAGGCACUCAUCGAAAGAAAACACUGAACAAAUGUAGUUACAAUAACGCGUUUUCUGUUUUUCAUUUGUAUAUAUUUUUAAAAGCAGGCAUGUUGUACAUUCAUUUAUUAAUAAAAAAAUAACAUUUCUCUGAGUAAACUGCAUCUUUAUUGCUGAACUCUGUCUUGGUGAACGAUUAGGUGUGGGGGUCUUAAUUUAUCUGCGCACAACCAGGCAUUUUCUCUAGUGAAGGGGAU